Molecule: messenger RNA, 2103 nt
Organism: Syngnathoides biaculeatus (alligator pipefish)
Lineage: Eukaryota; Metazoa; Chordata; Actinopteri; Syngnathiformes; Syngnathidae
Gene: tmem41aa
Product: transmembrane protein 41aa
Exons: 5
Coding region: 101-958 (285 amino acids)
Source: RefSeq, a predicted model, not a curated record
CAAGGGAAGUGACGUCAGGGUCGGUGCUCGCCACGUGACCCGGUUGUUUUUGUUUCUUUCCUGGCUGAAAACAAAAACCAACACGAAAGGACGCGAGUGAAUGGAGAAUAUGCGCUCACUCGUCGGGCUUGCCGCUGUGGUGGUCGCCGCUACCGUCUACCUUUAUUCGCUGUCUCUGUACCUGCCGCCCGGACCGGUGAGAUCCGUUCACACCGCCGGAGCAGAAGGGACCUCCGGGUCGCCGGCCGCUGAGAGCCCGGAGGACACGAGCAGCAGGUUGAAGUUCCCGUCCAACUUGGAGGACCUGCGGGAGCUGUCGGCGCUUCUUCAGUUCUACAAAACGGAGCACACGGCCUACGUGCUGCUGCUCUUCUGCAGCGCUUACCUGUACAAGCAGUCCUUCGCCAUCCCCGGAUCCUCCUUCCUGAACAUCUUAGCGGGAGCCAUAUUUGGCCUGCACCAGGGUCUGCUGCUGGCCUGCGCGCUGACCACGGUGGGCUCCACCGCCUGCUACUUCCUGUCCCAGGCCUUUGGCAAGCGCUACAUUGUCAGCGUCUUCCCCGAUAAAGUGGCUGCGCUCCAGAGGAAGGUGGAGGACAACAAGGACUGCCUGUUCUUCUUCCUUCUCUUCUUGCGGUUCUUCCCCAUGACGCCCAACUGGUUCCUCAACAUGUCGGCCCCCGUCGUCAACAUCCCCGUCGCUUUCUUCUCCUGCUCCGUCUUCAUCGGUUUGCUGCCCUACAACUUCAUCUGCGUGCAGACGGGCGUGAUGCUGGCGGAGGUGUCGUCCCUGGACCACCUGUUCUCCUGGCAGCGCCUCGGCCAGCUCCUGGCCGUGGCGUGCGCGGCGCUGCUGCCCGGCGCCCUCGUCCGCCGCUACGGCCGGCGGCGCCUUGGGGCGGCGGCGGCCGCCGCGCACGAGCGCAACGGACUCCCCGACGACAAGAAGGUCCAAUGACUGUCUGUGCUGGAUUGUUUAUUCGGACUACCGGACUCGCCCGACGCCAGUACGCCUAUGCGGGACAUAUUCAGAGAGGGAGAGGCACUUGAGAUUGUUCUGAACGUCUUACCUCACAGCAGUAUUGAAACUUUCCUGCUUCGACCACACACUUCAGAGAGAAGUGCUUUAUUUGGAAGCAAAACAGCAUUUUGUAUCUUAAAUGUUGCAUUAGCCAGUCCAGAGCGUACCCCGCCUCUCGCUAUUUGGUGUCAGCUGUGAUUGGUUCCGGGUCAGCCGCUAGCCGAACAACGACAGAACGGACGGAUGUUCUUCUUCAUUUUUAGCAAAUGGACGUAUACUUCACCCAGGCAGCAGAAAGCCUGUGAAUUAUUCACACAAUGAAACGGACCUUUCCGAUGGCCAUCUUAAGCUCCGCCCCGUCAGCCAUGUCCCACAAGCUUCCAAAAUGGCGACUGAACAGAACAGGUUUGAAGUUGAUUCUCAAGCGCGUCUUCCAGAUAAUAUUGCGGUAUGUUUUUUGCCAAAUGCGUCGGACUUGUCCAAGAGAGUUCUACAGAGAGGUCUCAACUAUUUCACGCAAGGAUAUGUGCACGGAAUUAAGAUUUUGAUAUUGUCCAUAUUUAGUUGUACGUGUGCGCUUCCGCGAGCCUUAAUCCAUCGUAGAGAUUUCGUCAACUGUGUUUUGGCUUUGGAAAAUGAAUCAAACGGGCCGCUUGUAACCCUUUCAUCAGAAUUGCACGUUCUCCAAGCGCAUCCGAGGACCAUUUUCUUCGUAAUGUUAACUUUUCCGAGCGCACGCGACUGACAACCAGCGUUGCUUGUGGGACAAUAUGGCGAGAGGGGCGUGUCAAGCCAGGGGUUAAGACAACUCGGCUAUCUGAUUGGCUAUUAUUGUACGAGUGGUUGACAGGUCAUAAAGGUCAAGCCCGAGUUGAUCAUGAAACCUGGGAGAGUGCCGAGACGAAAAAGGCCACAAUAUUAGGGACACCUGCACAAGCCAAAUGCAAGAGCGGCAUUAUGCAAUCCGCUUUGAUGAAAAUUUUGAUUGGCACUGUCUGGGGUGUUUCGGAUAAAAAUGUGUUCAUGUCAUUUUACAACAAACAAAAAUCUUCGUAUGAAAAUAAAGUAUUUUUUUCCCAAUA